AUGUUGGAAAAUGAUUCUAGUCAUUGGUCUGAUGAUUUGUUGCCCGUUGUUUAUGGAAUCAAUACUCGAGUUUCUAGUACAACAAAAUCAACACCAUAUGAAGUGAUGUUUGGCCAAUCGCCUCGUUCUGAUUCAGAAUUAAGGAAGCUUGUUAGUCAAAAUGGAAUUCUAGAUGAAGAAGAUCUACCAAGUCCGGUUGUUAGUUUGGAUGAUGAUAUCGAAAACUCUGUUGAUGUUGUUGACGGUGAUGUGAGUGUAAUUGUUGAAAAGUUAGCAGAGGAGGCUUCUUCUAAUUCGUUAUUCGAUCUACCCUCACCGGGACCAACAAAUGAUACAGCUCUUUCACCGUCAUCUGAACCUUUUCCUUCUAAUUUAACAACGUUAUCUUUAACAACAGCAGCAAAUUCUGCUGCUUUUUCAGCAUCUGUUUCUUCCGUACCACGUCAUGGUCUUAUACGUAAGAGAGCUACAGAUAACUAUCUAAAAACAGCAAAUAAAAAGAUGAAGGCACAUGAUAAUUAUCUUGACAAUUUGAGUCAUAAAUUUAAUGUAAAUGAUUGUGUUGGUGUUAAAAUACAUGAAGCAGAUCGUACAAAUACAGAUGCUAAGCUUUUGCCAUGUUUGAUUGUUGAAAAAAUAUCCAAAAAUAAUUCUGUAAUCUUUCGAUUAGCAUGUCAAUAUGGCAUACUAACGAACACAUUCUCACUUGGUGAAGUUAUUGAUCUGAAAUCUGCUUGUCUGAAACCUUUAAAGAAAAUAGAUGUUGAAGAUUUAGAAAAUAUUACUUUUAUCGAAGCCUGUAAGCUUUUUGUUCGUGGCUCCGUUAGCGGAAGUACUUGUGAUUGUAAAACAAAGUGUGCUACGAAAAA
This is a messenger RNA of Didymodactylos carnosus, 869 nucleotides long. NCBI's taxonomy places the organism in Eukaryota, Metazoa, Rotifera, Eurotatoria, Philodinida, Philodinidae. The record is from the annotation of a GenBank genome assembly.